Messenger RNA from Panicum virgatum (switchgrass), 2811 nucleotides. RefSeq lists its product as uncharacterized. NCBI's taxonomy places the organism in Eukaryota, Viridiplantae, Streptophyta, Magnoliopsida, Poales, Poaceae. Bases 16 to 2478 code for a protein of 820 amino acids. The record is from RefSeq and is a predicted model, not a curated record. Gene Ontology annotation, molecular function: mRNA binding. Gene Ontology annotation, cellular component: cytoplasm. The transcript has 11 exons.
GGACCUCUGCAAGCGAUGCACCGCCGUCUCGCCACCGCGGCCGCCGCGCCGGCGCUCCGGCGGCUCUCGCACCACAGAGCGCCUCCCCGGCAUGACCCAAAGCUCGCCUUCCUCCGCUCCGAGAUCGACGACCUUUCCCUCUCGUCAUCCCAUAAACCACGAUCACGACCUCCACCUAGCGACCAAUGCCAAGUGACAGAGAAGCCAAGAAGCGGUCUUGCUCAGGCCGGAGGCGCACCAGCCGCAGUGGACAUAGCGCAUCCGUGGCCGGAGUGGGUCGCGCUGAUGGAGCUCCUCCUCCGGAGGGGCCACGUCGAUCCCUCCGCCUUCGCCGCCAGCUCGCCGUCUUCUAAGGACGCCAACGCUGUCCGCACCGCCUGCCUCCGUUUUGGGCGCGAGCGGCCUGAGCUCAUCAGGUAUAUAUCAAGAUGGGAUAUUCAGGUCGCCUUGCGAUGUGGUUGCCCCAGCAUUGACAGGAAGGUUGUAAAUUCUGGGAAGCGAUUGCGGGCUUAUGUAGGCCUUGAUGAAGGAGAGGUUUGCAGUCAAUGCAAUUUAAGAGGAAGUUGUGAGAGGGCAUAUGUAAAGGCUCGGAAAGAAGAAGUUGGAAGGACUGUGGAUGUUAUGCGCAUCCUUUUGACUUAUGGUCUUGAUGUUAUUACUGACAAUGUAGAGAACAGAGCAUGCCUAAACAAAACUGUUAAGGAAUCAAUAAAGAGCCUACUAAACGAGGUUGUUGAGGUCGAUUCUAGGGGACCUGGUUCCAGCACCACUAAAUCUGCACAGUGCAAAGGUCAAUCAGCUUUACCCCGGAAGCAGGGUGAUUGGAAUUGUCCCAAAUGUGACUUCCUGAACUUCGCGAAGAAUAUCAAAUGUUUGCGCUGUGAUGGAGAAUUCCAAGAGAGGUAUCAGUUGCUGCAUGAAGACCAAGAGCAUCUACCUCUCAAAAAGGGUGAUUGGAUAUGCAAAAAGUGCAAUUUUUUGAAUUUUGCAAAGAAUACAAGAUGCUUGCAAUGCCAUGAGAAACCAACAAACCGUUUGCUCAAUCCAGGAGAAUGGGAAUGUGUAUCGUGUAACUAUGUGAACUUCAAGAGGAAUGCAUUCUGCUUGAAAUGUUGUUGGAAAAGACCAAAAUCUCUGAACAGUCAAGAUAGUAUUGAAUCACAUCAUGAUUUGGAGCAUAGUAGGAAUCCCUCUAUUUCAUUUGUUCAAGAUGGCGUCCAAUCAAAGAAUUGGCAAAUUCCACAGAAGAAUGCUCCACAAUCUGACGAAGAUUCAGAUUUCUGGAGUGCAGACAGUGAAGGUGAUGACAGCAGGGCUAACGUUUUGCUCCCGCUACAGGACUACAAAUUCCUUGAGAGUUUUCCCAUUGCUCGUGGCAAGACUGCUACUGCGCAAGAUCCUCUUGCAAGGGAGAAAUGGAAGGAUGAAAUGUCCAGGAGGAACAAAGGCCUACUAAUAAAGGAAUCACGAGAAUGCAGUCGACCUUUUAGGUCCGUUCGUCUUCCUAGAAGCAUGGAGCUGGUUGACUCUGAUGAUGAUAUCGCCUCAUGGUUUUCGGGCGGAGCUAAUAAAAUAUGGAGAAGGCAUAACCAAAUUUUGACAAAAUUCUCAUUCGAGGGGAAGGCUGACAGGUUGGAGCAAACUGUCCUCUUAAACUUUUUGAAUAAAUGUCCUCUUAAACUGCUCCACUCAUUCUUCGCCUCUCUCUCUCUCUCUCUCGUGUGCCGCCCCCUUCCAGUUGUAUUCCUUUUUCCUUUCUGGAGCAGUUCCCUUUCUGGAGCUGCUCCGGGCGUGCUCUCACUUCUUCAUUUUCCUCUCGGCCACCCUUGGAAUUGGAAGACGACCUCACGCGGGGCUUCGAAUAUUCCUUGUCUUCUCGGCUCGGUUAGGCACCAACACCGCCCUUCGGCUCCAGUACGCGUCCUCCUCUCCUCCCAUCUCAAGAAAUCGCCGUUGCAGCAAGUGAAGCUGGAGGAAGCGGAGGGGCUCGCGAUGGGGUCCGAGGGACCGUCGGCUCCGGUCGUCGUUCCCAGAAACUUCAGGCUGCUAGAAGAACUAGAACGUGGUGAGAAGGGCAUUGGUGAUGGGACAGUGAGCUACGGGAUGGAUGAUGCUGAUGACAUUUAUAUGCGGUCCUGGACAGGAACUAUCAUUGGCCCUCCCAAUACUGUUCACGAGGGACGAAUCUAUCAAUUAAAGCUUUUCUGUGAUACAGAUUAUCCAGAUAAACCACCAACUGUUCGAUUUCAGACUCGAAUCAAUAUGACAUGUGUGAACAAAGAAACUGGAUUGGUUGAACCAAGUCUAUUUCCUAUGCUUGGAAACUGGCAAAGGGAACAUACAAUGGAGGACAUCCUAACCAGCUUAAAAAGGGAGAUGUCGACUCCUCAGAAUCGCAGGCUGCACCAGCCUCAAGAAGGUAAUGAAGACCAAAGAGUAGAGCAGAAAGGGCUGCCUCAUAGAUGUGUCAUCAUGUAACAGAUGUGCAUUGCAAUGUACAGCUUGAGUUGAGUAGCAUGACUGCAUGGGAUGCAGAAGUGAGGAACCUUCUCAGGAAAUCGUGUAAUUUGUCCAAACUGCGCAAGAGUUGCAAUAAAGUAUCGAGGACUCUGUUGAUUUGCCUGCGCACCAUGUAACAUGUUACCCCAUUCAGGUUCAGUGAAGGACAAUGAGCUUCACAUCGCUCAUUCUGCCUGUUUGUAAACACUCUGUAGUAUGUACCGUCGGGUUAUCUGUCUAGGCCUGUUGUUUUAUACAGGAACAGCGUAUUGAUAAAUAUCACAGCCUGAUUGGUUGUUAUUGCUCUUUCUA